This is a messenger RNA of Exaiptasia diaphana, 2146 nucleotides long. Its product is annotated as solute carrier family 22 member 15-like. NCBI's taxonomy places the organism in Eukaryota, Metazoa, Cnidaria, Anthozoa, Actiniaria, Aiptasiidae. The transcript has 3 exons. Gene Ontology annotation, molecular function: transmembrane transporter activity. Bases 36 to 1484 code for a protein of 482 amino acids. The record is from RefSeq and is a predicted model, not a curated record. Gene Ontology annotation, cellular component: membrane. Gene Ontology annotation, biological process: transmembrane transport.
AAAGAAACCUGGGUUCGAAACGAACAAAAAACAAAAUGGAUUUCGACACAGCUGUGUCAGAAAUCGGUGAAUUUGGUCCUUUUCAGCAAAAGAUAUUUUAUAUAACAAAUCUUUUAGGAUUUCCUAUUUGUUCCCAGAUGCUUGUAAUGGUGUUUGUGGCUGCAAAGCCAACCUGGUCGUGCAGUGCAACYCAAAAUACUUGCAAUGAAGAUGGUUCGAUAUGCAAGAAUGCACAGUUCACUUCGACUUUUACAUCGAUUGUCAGUGACUGGGGACUUGUUUGUGGACAAGCUUAUAAAGUCGAAGCUAUUCAGUCAGUGUUCAUGUUUGGCACUAUGMUUGGAGCGCCAUUUUUUGGUAAUUUGGCUGAUAAAUACGGACGKAAACCUGURUAYAUCGUCUGUUACAUGGUCGCAUGUGUUUUGACCUUCUUGUCAGCAUUUGCCACGUCAUACAAAGUGUUWAUGAGUCUACGUCUUGCUACUGGAUUUUUUGUUGGUGGCGGAGUUCUUAUUUUAUUUGUCCUGACCACUGAAAUAGUGGGAGCAAAAUAUAGAGGUCUUGUGGGAACAAUCCAAAUGACAUUCUUCUCAUUUUUCCUUAUUGCUCUUGGCUUGUUAGCAUAUAUGAUCCAAGACUGGCGCUAUACUAUGAUUGCUACAGUAGUGAUUGCUCCAUUUCAGCUAUUUCUUUUCCCUUCUCUACCUGAAUCAGCAAGGUGGUUGGCAUCACAGGGAAGAUACAAUGAGGCUGAAGAAAUCUUGCACAGAGCUGCAGCUGUUAAUAACCCACAUCUUAAAUCUAAACCACUACUAAACCGUGACCAAAAAAAGACAAGUACGAAAAAUAAAAAUAGUGGAGUUCUGAGUAUUUUCACUCACAGAAAUACCUGCAAAAGACUUUUGAUCAUUUGUAUAUUGUUUUUUGUUAACAGUUUAGUGUAUUAUGGAUUAUCUCUUAAUUUGAAAAACCUCGGAGGCAAUCUGUAUGUAAAUUUUGUUCUUGCAGGGGCAGUAGAAAUCCCUGCCAAUGCAAGUGUUGUAUUACUUUUAGCAUACUUAGGAAGGAGAAGGGCAUUGUUUAUUUUCAUGAUGGGUACUGCAUUGACUUGCUUUGUGUGUAUGCGCUUACAGGAGUCAGAUUCAACAAAUUCAUACAUGAUUUCUUGUACGGCAAUGAUAGGAAAAGGCUUUAUCACAUCUUCUUUUAGUCUUAUAUAUAUCUAUGGUUCAGAGCUUUUACCAACAGUGGUUAGAAAUGCUGGCCUUGGGGUUGCUAGUAUAGUUUGCCCAUUUGUAGUCUUACUUGGGGAGAAAAAUAAGGCUUUGCCAAUGCUAAUAUUUGCGAUAUGUGCUCUUGUUUCUGGUUUGCUUGGUGCCACACUUCCGGAAACUCAUGGAAAGUCAUUACCAGAAACAUUUGAAGAUGUUGAAAAUCCAACAUGCUCAAAUUUUUCUCAAACAAAAUCCCAAGUUAAAAUAUAGUAACAAGCUGAUUAAAGGCAAAAAUGAAUUCUUGUAAAUAUGACAUACAAAAAUGGAAAUAUAUAUUAUAUAUAUAUAUUCAAAUUGUGGAAAAAUUCCUCUGCUCGCAGGAUAGUUGCUCUUGGAAACUGGAUCAGUUCCUCAUCUUAAAAAAGUUACCCUUUGCUUAAAUUUGUGCAAUCCAGCUUAGGGUUUUGUAUUUCACCAGCUGGUGGAGGAUUUUAUGAGGCUGGGAUAUAAAUGUAUAUAAGUGAAUGUAAGGCCUUGAAUGUUAAUCCGAUUAGCAAUAGCUCGACAUUUAAAUAAAAACGUGUACACCUACUUGCGAAAACGUUGUCAUAAAAAAAUAGGACAUUUGUAUUUUAGUAAAAAGGAAUAAAUUAAAAAGACAAAAGAAGAUCACUGAGGCUGAACRCUUUCUUUUGUCUUGUUUUAAUCUAUUCCUUUUUACUAAAAUACAAAUGUUCUAUUUUCUAUGACAACGUUUCUGCAAGGGUGURUGCACGUGCGGAAGAAGUCUGGAGACAGGCGAUAUUCAAUGAUUUUUUAAGGCUUUGUAUGAUAAAUAUGGAUUCUAUGUGUAAAAGUAAACAAUAGUACGAUGACUGUAAACUGUUGAAAUUAAUGUACAACUUUCAGAAGAGUACUGCAGCAAAAUCCAA